Hemicordylus capensis (graceful crag lizard) is the source of this 1092-nucleotide messenger RNA. RefSeq lists its product as uncharacterized. Bases 151 to 903 code for a protein of 250 amino acids. The record is from RefSeq and is a predicted model, not a curated record. Lineage: Eukaryota; Metazoa; Chordata; Lepidosauria; Squamata; Cordylidae. The transcript has a single exon.
CUUCUGUCUGCCGCUUCUUGUUGGUUCUCCUCCUCCGUGAGUUCAUCUGUUCUGUUUCUCUAAAAAAAAAACCACACACAACGUUAAACUGUGUAUGACUUUGGACUGUCUGACGAUCUACGGUGAUAAUUCGACCUUCUCUUCUGGCUGAUGUACUUCUCUGGCUUACUUUUGACCCGGAACAGCCCUGACUACCCGCUUGCGCGCCCCGUUAUGGCUGAGGAAAAGAAGUCCUUCAAAAGGUGUGAUGGCUGUAAAGCCAAACUCCCUUCUAAGGACUUGCAUGAUUUGUGUUUACUAUGCUUGGGAGGAGAACACAAUGUCUCCACCUGCCGAAUAUGCCUAUCUUUGUCUAAACAAACACGCAAGAAUAGAGCGCUUCGCCUGAGGGCUGCCAUUUACGACGCUGUCUUGAGCCCUUCGACACCGGGCAAGACGCAUUCGUCUGCUUUGACAUCAAAGUCGCCAGCAAAAUCUGCUAUGGCGUCUCCCUCGACAUCGACCUCUCAUUGGUCAAAAUCUACAAAAUCGAUCCCGGGAACACCGGCCCGCUCGGCGUUGACGCCUCCUUCGACAUCGAGACCGACACUGAUACCGUCGAAGCCCCUUUCCAAGCACUCUCUCUCAGCAUCGAAGCAUCUGAAAUCUAAACACCGCACCCCGUCCCCUAGAUCCCCUCCUUCGAAACACCAGAGAACUGUCGACCGGGCACACACCCCGUUGCAUCCUCCAACUUUGCAUGCACUUGGAACGUUGUCCCGCUCCCCGGCAUCGGACCUGAUACCGAGCACUUCGACAGCGACGGCAACACACCCUCCGAUACUGUUCUCUUCGAUAUCGCGGGCUAGAUCACUGUCUCCUGCAAGGACGCCGAUAGCCUCUUCGGCUCCAGCAUCUCCAUGACCUCAACAUACUAUGCCGCUGGCAUCGGCUCUCCACACCCCUAGAGUUUCGAUGUCGACAGGAGUGUCUCCUAGCUGUCCGACCCAGUUACCUACCAUCGACAUCGAUGACGAUACGACUCGUACCAAUGCCACUACGGCAUUGGACCCUUCAGCUGAACAAACUUUACUGUUGAUGUUGGAUUCCACC